UAAAAUUGUUAUUUCUAUUUACACAAUUAUUCCCUUAAUAUAUAUCCAUUAAAAUCUUUCGUCUAUAUAUGUAAAAAUUCGGACAUUAUUUUUUAUGUGUGUUUGAAUAGAAUAGGUCAACGAGGUCACGACAGUACCGAAAUGCGAUUGAAUUUGGUCGCACAAUUGCGUCUUAGCCAAAAAUAAAUUAUGGCUAAAAAUAGCACGUCCCGGUCGUUGCGCGCGCAUUUUUAUAUUAUGUUAGUGAGCUCAACCGAUAUGACUGAAUUGUAAUAUAAUUAUAGACAACAGACACACUGAAUAACAUUGAUUGCGCCUUCGACUCUUUCAGUUGACACGAUUUACAAAAGUAUACACUUCAUAGAUGGGUGUAAUUUGGAGUCGUCCGGCAGACUUGCCAGCUUUGCCAGCUCCGGAAACGGUAAUUGAUCAAUUGAGUAAAAUAUCAGUAUCAAAACCGAAUGUUAGUGAAAAUGAUAAUUUUGAUCAAUAUAUGGCUAGUAUUCGAGAACGUCGUCAUGACGCUAUUUCAUCAAUUAAAACUGAAUUAGAUAGAUUGAGAGCUUGCAAAGAAGAACUAGAUAUGGUUAACAAGGAAAAAAUUGGAUUAGAGCAACAAGUGAAAGCGUUGAAAAAAGUAGCCAGUAUAAGCAACGACAUGCUUAAAAUUAGAGAAGCUCAAGUAACUGAUUUAAAAAAACGUUUGCAAGAUAUGGAGUCGCAUGCAGAUGAAUGUUUAACUGACUUGCGGGUAGAAUAUCAAAAACAAAUAGACAAUAUAAAAAACUUAAGACAGUUAUAUGAGGAAAGAGCCACAGCAGCUGCUGCAGGCCAUGAACAAGAAAUUAGUAGAGAAAGGGCGAAAAAUACGGCACUAGAAGCACAAUUAGCAGAAGAACUCAAUAGCAAACAAGGUAUGAAUGAUUUUAUUGCGAAACUAGAAUCUGAAGUUCAAGGAAAACAAACCGAGUAUGAACAAAUGAAAGCUAAAUAUAUGACCACCUCAGCAGAUAGAAUGAGUUUAGCUUCACAAAUGUCAUUGGUUAACAAUCUAUUCUCUACACUAUUAUCAGGCGAUGAAGGACCCGAUUUUGAUCGAUUUGCUAGGAUGCUUGAAAAUAACAGGGAACUUAUAUCUGAUUUAACAUUUAAUGGUGAUAUAAACGAAACUGCUUCCAUUUUAAUGGACAUUGCUGGUGAUACAUUAAAACGUUCAGAACAAACAGAGUAUACUUCAAAUCGUGAAAAGAUUGCUUCUAAUUUACCUAAAGUUUGGAGAAUACUAGUAGAAUUACUUAGUCAUUAUGAUGAAAAAACAUCUAAUGAUUCAAAACCAGAAGAUAUAAUUGAAUUUCGAGUUGCUUCAGUGAGUAGAACAUUUUUAAAACUAAAAGAUUUAAUUUUAGAAAAGAAUUCUUUGGUUAAAGAUAUAAGUAGGUUAAAAACCCUAAAUAAUCAUUUGGAAUCUAGAUUAGAUCAUCAACAAGAAAGACUUAAUACUGUAACUACGGAAUUAAAUAAAGCUUGGAAUGCUGUUUCAAAGUUGAAUGCUCAACACAAAAAGUUACAUACGCAUGAACAAAUACUAAGGUACGAAUUACAGCACAAAAGAAAUGUACUUACUGAGUUAAAGCAAGAAUUAGAAUAUUGUAAACAAAAAUGGGAUCAAGCUAGAGUUAAAAACACACAAACAGAGCAUGAUUGGCAAAUACUACGAGAAGAAUUUGCUCAUCGGAAAUAUAGUAUGUCAAUAGAGAGCGGAUUUGACGAAGACGAUGAUAGCCGUAUGGCUGUUGCUGAUAAUAGCUGUAGUAGUGACGAUGAUGAAAGCUGGCUGAAAUCAUUGUCUAUGGACACAAAUACAGAUUUAGAUCCGGCUGAUGAUAAUCAGUCAUCUCAAAAACCAAGCGGACUUAAAAAACUAGAAGAACAAAACAGAUCAUUACUUAAUCAAAUGGUACGAACAUGUCAAACAAGUGAUUCAAUUAAUGAACGUUUGAAUGAACUACACCGUCGUUAUGGACGUUCUAGUCUUCAAGUUUCAUUAGAAACUGAAGAAACGUUAGAGACUGAUAUUCAAACAGAAGCUAUCGGAACAAAUACUUCUGAUAAUAACAUACAAAGUAAUACUAAGAACAAUAUUGAGUCAGAUAUUGAUCGUCCAAAUUCUGAAAAUAGGCUACAAGAAUGUACGAACAUUACAAAAGUUAAUACAUUAGAUAGUCUUUCACCCAAUACACAAAUCGAGAGAGUCGAAAUCCAACAAACGGACACUAACGUAUUACGACCCGAUGAAACAGAUAGACUUCAACGAAGAGCAGCAAGGUUAAAAAGAUUGGAAGAACAGUGCUUAGGAUUAUUUAGACAGGUAAGCAAAACAAACGCUCGUAGUGAUGAAAUCUCCGAAAGGUUAGACGAAGUCCACACUAGACAAGUAGCUCGAACAGUAGAUAGACAAACGCUAAAUGGACAGACUAUUUCAACAGAAGAAGAAACUUUGGAACAAGAACAACAUCAAGAGUCAUGAUGUUAAAAUAACAACACUACGUAUUGUAUCAAAAUGUUGUAAUGAUGUUUAUAAAUAUUUUGUUUUUCACUAAAUAGCUAUUUCUUAAUUGAUAAUAAGUAAUAUAUUAUAAUUUCUCUACAUGGUGA
Messenger RNA from Daktulosphaira vitifoliae (grape phylloxera), 2655 nucleotides. RefSeq names its product myosin-J heavy chain. The transcript is spliced from 5 exons. The record is from RefSeq and is a predicted model, not a curated record. Lineage: Eukaryota; Metazoa; Arthropoda; Insecta; Hemiptera; Phylloxeridae. The coding region runs from base 365 to 2527 and encodes 720 amino acids.